GUGGCACGGAGAAGACUGGACAGUGUAAUUUUAUUUUCGAAGAAAAUCUUUGCAAAAUAUCCUUUAAAAAAAUCCUUAUACGAGUGAUGAUUAAAAAGACAUUAGAAUUUCAUUGAAAAAAAUUGACAUAAAUGUAAUCGUUGCAAAAAAUACUUGCAAAAAAUUUAUAAGUCAUUAGAUUGCUAUUUUAACAAAUUGCAAAAAAAUCGUUAUAAAAAGUACUUGUACUUGAAAACUAGAAAGACUUUAUAAUUGUAUUCAAGAAAAAUUGCAAAAGAUAAUCGUUGCAAAAAUAUUAUCAUUCGGCAGACACAGUUAUUUUAUUGACACAAAUUGCAAAAACAAAUCCCUGGAAAAAUAUAUAGAUAGUACUUUAUUGUAGAAAAGUUUCCAAAAAAAUCUCCCUGCAAAAAAAAAAUAACCCUGCAAAAAUUUAAACGCUUCAACUUACCCCAAAAUUUGGAAACGAUGGGGUCCCCAGCCCCGUAUUCGUACCACCCCCGACAACCUGUCCAACAACAAAACGACCAAGAAUUGGAUGACCAUUUUCUGAGCCCUCGGGAAAAUUUGCCUUCCUGGACGAACCAAUUUUUCGCGGAUUCUGACGACUUUUCGUCCUCAGAAAGAAGUUGGAUGGCGCUCGAUGAGACGAGCACGAUUGACCCCAUGACCCCAUCGGAAAUUUGGGAGUGGUCCUGGGACAGGACGGUGAAAACCAUUGUGCUCUCUCCCAUCGUCAUUUUCACCAUUGUUGGCAACUUUCUAGUCUUGUAUGCAUUUGUGACCAGGAAACGGGAACUUCGCGCUCCCACGCACUUUUUUAUCGCGAAUCUGUCCCUGGCUGAUUUCCUGGUGGGAAUAAUGGCGAUGCCGUUUCUGGCCACGGUCCACGUGACGGACCGCUGGUAUUUCGGAUCAGGAUUUUGCUACGCCUGGGUCAUCAUCCAUUUCUGGUUGUGCUCGGCGUCAAUCCUCUCCACGUUGGCGGUCUGUGUCGAACGAUACGUCGGGGUCAAGUAUCCGUUACGUCAUGUCGAAAUUAUGAGCGUACCAAGGGUGAUUGCCAUAAUGGUAGGUGUCUGGUCGACGGCGGGUUUCCUGACGCUGCUGUCCGUCCUGGCCUUUCCGGAACCACGUGACGACUCGGUUGGGAAAUUCGGGUGCAAAAUAAACAAUCAAAUCGGUCACGUGUUAAUCGCCACGAUUGGAAUUCUCUACAUCCCAGCGGGAUUCAUGAUAUUUCUUUAUUGGAGGAUUUACGUCAUUGCGUCGACACAUUUAAAAUCGAUGAAAAAUCGGGUCGGUGAUGUGACAAAAGUGGACCAACCACGAGCUCCCCGACCCCGCUCCAAAACGAAGACGUGGUCAAAACUCAACUUUUUCCGUUUGUCCGGCCCAGCCUCCACGUCGACGUCCGCCCCGCCGGAAAAUUCCUACUCCACUUCCGACAUUGAAAGAAACGUGGAAAAUUCCACCAGCGAGUCCGGUUUCAGUUCGUACAUUCCGGACGAAUCGUCGACAACCGUUUUACCCACCAAUAACAAACCAGUGUCCAACACAACCUUAAAACAAUCAACGCUCCCGCCAUCGUCUCCAUCAACUAAACAGAUCAAUUUAGCGCGACGUUUAGCCUUCCUGGUCGGAAUCUUGUUGCUGUCCUACAUCCCAUUUUUUUCCGCCUUCCUGAUCCGUGCUUUUAACGUGGAAGCCAUUCCAAACCCACUUUUUACCGUGUUGGGAUGGAUCCGAUAUGCAAAUUCGGCCAUAAAUCCGAUAAUUUAUGCCUUUGCGGUACCCGCAUAUAGAAAAGCGUUCGAAAAUAUAUUGCAUUUGGGGUGGAGAAAGCAGUAGCUAAAUUUUGUGUAUGUCUAAAUUAAUUAUGAUUAAUGAAACAGGAUUUUCUGUAUUUUUAAUUAAUUAACUAAUUAAUUAUGGUUAAUAAAACAAGAUAAUU
Molecule: messenger RNA, 1954 nt
Organism: Folsomia candida
Lineage: Eukaryota; Metazoa; Arthropoda; Collembola; Entomobryomorpha; Isotomidae
Product: probable G-protein coupled receptor No9
Exons: 4
Coding region: 469-1851 (460 amino acids)
Biological process (GO): positive regulation of cytosolic calcium ion concentration; adenylate cyclase-activating adrenergic receptor signaling pathway; phospholipase C-activating G protein-coupled receptor signaling pathway
Cellular component (GO): membrane
Molecular function (GO): alpha1-adrenergic receptor activity
Source: RefSeq, a predicted model, not a curated record